AUGGCAUCGACUAACACGAUCCUCGAUGGCGUGAAUUGGUAUAUUCCUUUGCCGGAAGAGGAAAUUCACGAACUCGUUGGAAAUAUAGCUUCGCUUGUCAAACCCUUAUUGGCAGUAAAAGGAACACUUCCUAGCACCAUUGCACGUCAUAUCAACAGAUACUACGUCAUGAUCCGCUACUCCAGAAACUCCCCCCCACAGCUGCAAGGUGAACAGGGGGUGGAGGCAUUUCUCUACAAUUUCUAUGGAUGUAUUUUCUACAACGCACAGCAAACUAGCUUCCACGACGAAGGCCAAUAUUUACUGGCCCAAUUAAUUCUUGAGCUCCGCAAGCUUGAUAUCAUGUCAAUGCGAAUAUGGGAAGACGACGUUCUUGAUCAUUCACAGAAACCAAUACUUGCGAGCACGACGUAUGCUGCAUGGGCUAAGGCCAGGGUGUUCGAGGACGGCAGAGUCCAGCCAAAUCAUGAUGAGAGCGAUCUGGACAGCGAUGUUGACAUAGAUCCCGACAAGUCUACACAAAAACCCGAAGACCGUUGUGAUAUGUUUGUGAACCUCUCCGCCUUCAUCGCCCGUUGUAUACGAUAUGGGGUCUUGCGACUCGAUCGAUGGAGGGAGGAAGACCGAUUUCACUAUGUUUUGAAUUAUCCCACUCAUGCCUUGCGUGACUUCUUUCUGAUGGCCGAUCCCCUUGCUACGAUGCAAGACUGCAAAGCGAUGGUAUGUGCCAUCUACAUAAUCAUAGCAGGGGAGACUAUCCGCGCGCACGUUAUCCGAGAAUCUUGGAUCAGAGGUAUGGGCGCAACACGUGCCGCCACCGGCGCGUCAUUCUUCUUCGUCCGUUAG
Molecule: messenger RNA, 846 nt
Organism: Aspergillus heteromorphus CBS 117.55
Lineage: Eukaryota; Fungi; Ascomycota; Eurotiomycetes; Eurotiales; Aspergillaceae
Exons: 4
Coding region: 1-846 (281 amino acids)
Source: RefSeq, a predicted model, not a curated record